This is a messenger RNA of Stegodyphus dumicola, 369 nucleotides long. Its product is annotated as cytosolic carboxypeptidase 1-like. Gene Ontology annotation, biological process: C-terminal protein deglutamylation; protein side chain deglutamylation; proteolysis. The record is from RefSeq and is a predicted model, not a curated record. Gene Ontology annotation, molecular function: zinc ion binding; metallocarboxypeptidase activity. Lineage: Eukaryota; Metazoa; Arthropoda; Arachnida; Araneae; Eresidae.
CUGUCAAUGCUACCAAGCUUAGUAAAGAUGGUUUACCUAGAGAGCUUUUGCAUUUCUUAGAUGAACCAAAAAGAAUUACAAUCAUUCCAGUUUUAGAUGCCAUUUCGGAAGCCACACGUACAAGGCAUGCUGCUCGACAGUUUGUUAAAGAGGAUGUUAUUUCACGAAUUUUGCAAAUUAUAUUCAGUACCAGUGCAUCUAACAGUAAUAAAAUGAAUAGUGCAAUAUGCAAAAUAGGCCUUCGUAUACUUGUCCAUUUAACUCAAAUAACUGUGUUGUGUCUCAAGACCAAACUCUUCAUGGCACAAAUGCAGCAAAGAGAGCAUCAGUGCAAAAAAGUUGGAUAAAAAUUAUGCUUCAGUCAAGCUG